AUGGCGCCUACCUUGUCUUUGCUGCUUCUGGGAACUGCUGCGGCCAUGAAGUGCCCGGGCUCCAAAAGCUGGAUCCACGCAUCUGCGGAGGUGGAGGCGGUUGCGGAUGCCUCCUGCGAUGAUGUGAUGUCGGAGAUGAUUGCCCGCGUGACCUCGGACUGGAAGGAUCCCCACAACGGCGGCACUUACAGCGUGCUGAGCAAAGCGGAUGGCGAGUUGAACCUGCAGCGCGUGACCGGAAACAAAAAGUUCACGGACAAGAUGACCUUCACCUUCUCCCAGGAAGGUAGCCAGUGUGCGGUGAACGCUUGCUCCGAGAGUCAGUCCUUCUCUAUUGGGGACUUCUCCACCAACUACUGCAACCUCCGCAACCUGUACUGCGGAAGCGCUGAUGGCUGCGUGACAGUGAAGCAUGACUUCACUACCAAGGAGUCAAAGGUCGAUCCGUCCUUCGGCGCGGGAGGCGACAAGAAGGCGUGCAUCGUGAAGGCAGCCAGCGUGGCCAACGUGCUGGAGAAGACGAUGCUGCGCCAGCCAGAAUUGUUGGGCGGCACGACGGAGGACACACUCGGCUGCGUCAGCGACAACUGCCCUGUGGACAACCGAACCCUGCAGCCCAGUCCUUUGUGUGUUUUGGGCAACUGCACCAAGAACCUGGCCAAGUGCCUCUUCUCUUCCACCUGCCGCCACGGGGUGAUGUGCGAGCUGGGAUGCUUCGACGACCUGAAGAACACCGAGGACGACGCAGCGCGUCUGGCAGGGGUGCUGGAGUGCAUGCGCGCGCACUGCCCCGGCUUCCCCCCCAGCAAGACCUGCGCGGCUUUGCACUGCACCGUGGAGGCGGGCGCAUGCGCUCUGCACUCCAAGUGCCGCAGUGCCCUCGAGUGCGCGGACGGCUGUGUGCCCGGCAAGUACGCUGCUGCUUUGGCAGCUUUCACGCAGCCUGUGGUGUGA
Molecule: messenger RNA, 954 nt
Organism: Effrenium voratum
Lineage: Eukaryota; Dinophyceae; Suessiales; Symbiodiniaceae
Source: the annotation of a GenBank genome assembly